Molecule: messenger RNA, 6466 nt
Organism: Seriola dumerili (greater amberjack)
Lineage: Eukaryota; Metazoa; Chordata; Actinopteri; Carangiformes; Carangidae
Gene: hip1
Product: huntingtin interacting protein 1
Exons: 31
Coding region: 447-3491 (1014 amino acids)
Biological process (GO): actin filament organization; endocytosis; clathrin coat assembly
Cellular component (GO): actin cortical patch; clathrin-coated vesicle; presynapse
Molecular function (GO): clathrin-cargo adaptor activity; actin filament binding; phosphatidylinositol-3,5-bisphosphate binding
Source: RefSeq, a predicted model, not a curated record
GUAUCCUCCUGUCUCGGUCUUAGCCGCUAUGUGGGCUGAUACAUAUACACAUAAGCGGGGUGGUUUUAAUGUGAGGCAGCGGUGAAAUGAGCAGGUAUUAUCAGCGGUAGUCCUCUUCUUGUGUUUUUCCUCCCGGACAGCUUCGGCUCCUCGGCGGUCGGAUGCUGGAAGUCCUCGCCGAUAAGGGAGCACGUAGGGCUCGCAGAGAAAGGAGAAAGGACGCGGAAGGAAGGAAGGAAGGAUAGGGGAGCAUUUUAAUACCAAAUCGGGACACAUGUUGAGCUAACGGCCCACUCCACCUCCCCCCUCCACCCCUUCUUCUCCUCCCAAAUGCAUUUGUUGCCUCAAUCGCUUUCCCGUUACUAAUUACUCCGCGUUAGGAUAAAGCCAGCGGAUCUCCUCUUCGGCUCCGAGGAUCCACACUCACCGUUUCUGCUUGGACGAUCAUGGAUCUCAGUAAAAUUGCUGUCAGCAUCAAUAAGGCCAUCAACACACAGGAGGUCGCUGUCAAAGAGAAGCAUGCCAGGACCUGCAUCUUGGGGACCCAUCAUGAGAAAGGCGCCCACACUUUCUGGGCAGCGGUCAACCGGCUCCCUCUCUCCAGCAAUGCGGUGCUCUGCUGGAAGUUCUGCCACGUCUUCCACAAGCUGCUGCGAGACGGACAUCCGAACGUGAUAAAGGACUCCAUGAGGAACAAGGCUGAUUUAACUGAUAUGAGCAGGAUGUGGGGUCACCUGAGCGAAGGCUAUGGGAAGCUGUGCAGCAUCUACCUCAAACUGCUCAUCACCAAAAUGGAGUUUCACAUCAAAAACCCUCGUUUCCCCGGAAACCUGCAGAUGUCAAACAGACAGCUUGACGAGGCGGGAGAGAACGACGUGAACAACUUCUUCCAGUUGACAGUAGAGAUGUUUGACUACCUGGAGUGUGAGCUCAACCUCUUCCUGGGUGUAUUCAGCUCUCUAGACAUGUCUCGGUCAGUGUCUGUGACGGCAGCGGGUCAGUGUCGUCUGGCCCCCCUCAUCCAAGUCAUCCUGGACUGCAGCCACCUGUAUGACUACACCGUUAAGCUGCUGUUUAAGCUGCACUCCUGCCUUCCAGCAGACACUCUCCAGGGCCACAGAGAUCGCUUCCAGGAACAGUUUAAAAAGUUAAAGAGUCUGUUCUAUCGCUCCAGUAACUUGCAGUAUUUCAAGAGGCUGAUUCAGAUCCCACAGUUGCCUGAGAACCCUCCUAACUUCCUACGUGCGUCAGCUCUGUCAGAGCACAUCAGCCCCGUGGUCGUGAUCCCCGCCGAGUCCUCGUCCCCAGAGUCGGAGCACAUGGUGGAGACAGACGACCUGGUGGACACAGACGUCCCCUCGCUGCCGGCUGCUCUGGAGACCAAGUUCGACGACCUGUUUGGCACCUCGGCUGCAAUAGACCCGUUCAACUUCAACAGUCAGAACGGCAUGCGCAAGGACGACAAAGACCGUCUGAUUGAACAGUUGACGAGGGAGAUCCAGGCCCUCAAAGAAGAGCUUGAGUCUUUCAGACUGGAGAGCGGUCGGUUGUGUCAGGUGUUGAGGGGGCGUGUCAGUGAGCUGGAGGCGGAGCUCGCCGAGCAGAGCCACCUGAGGCUGCAGGCUGUGGGAGAGUGCGAGUUCCUAAAGGCCGAGCUGGACGACCUGAGGAGGGUCAGGGAGGACACGGAAAAGGAGCAGCGGAGCCUGACGGAGAUAGAGAGAAAAGCUCAGGCCAAUGAACAACGCUACACCAAACUGAAGGAGAAAUACACAGAGUUGGUCCAGAGUCACGCAGACCUGUUGAGGAAGAACGCAGAGGUGACCCGGCAGAUGACAGUGGCCAGGGCGGCACAGGAUGAAGUGGAAGCAGUGAGGAGAGAGAUGCAAGAGAAGGUGAAAGCAGCCCAGGAGGCUGCAGGCAGACAGGAGCGGGAACAGCUGGAGCAGCUUCAGGAGCUGCAGAGGGAGCUGGUGUCCAGCCGGACAGAGCUGGACUCCCUGAAGACCACCAUGACCACGUCGCAACAGUCAAGCGAGGUGCUCAGCACUCAGCUGGUCGCCCUGGAGUCUGAGAAGUCUGAGCUGGUGCAGUCCUUGUCCAAGGUGGAGGCGGAGCUGGUGAUACAGGGAGAGGAGCUAGAGCGAAUCCAAACCUCACUGGCAACUGAGAGAGAAAGCGGGGUGAAGACAGCAGAAGCCCUGCAGAAUCAGCUCAAUGAGAAGGAGAGCAGGGAGCAGGCUUUGGAGAGCCAGCUGGUAGCAGCUCGCUGGUCCAGUCUGCAGGGAGCUGUGGAAGAGGCAGAGAGGAUCAUCCAGGACUCGCUGGCUCAGAUAGACGACCCGGCACACAUCAGCUGCACCAGCUCCGCAGACUACCUAGCAUCCAGAUGUCAGGCCUCUUUAGACUGUGUGGACCGACUCCAUUCUGCCAGAGAGGCCUUCAUAGCUGACAACACAGGUGUGUCUGACCUGCUACGAGUGGUGACCCAGUGUGGCCACCUGCUGGGAGACACCAUCGUUCAGGGUAGUGCCACCUCCCACAUGGUGCCUGUUGAGCAAGCUGAUGCCCUGUCAGAGAGUGUGAAAGCGUGCGGGGCCGAGGCUCUGGCUCUGCUGGGGCAGAUGAAGCAGCAGGACAGCAUGACUGCAGCUAACAACAGCAAACUGAAGGCAGUUCUGGAGGCCAUCCUGGCCACUGCAGAGAAACUGCGUCCUCGGGGUUUGGAGCUCCAGCAGGGGGAGCUGGGAGAUCUGGUGGAGCAAGAAAUGGCUGCCACUUCUGCUGCUGUGGAGUCAGCUGCUGCAAGGAUAGAGGAAAUGCUCAACAAGUCUCGAGCAGUUGAUACAGGAAUCAAGAUGGAGGUCAAUGAGAGGAUCUUGGCCUCGUGCACAGAGCUGAUGCAGGCGAUCAAGGCGCUUGUUCUGUCUUCCAAAGAUCUGCAAAGGGACAUCGUGGAGAGUGGCAGGGGGGCAGCCUCCAUGAAGGAAUUUUAUGCUAAGAACUCCCGCUGGACUGAGGGGCUGAUCUCUGCCUCCAAAGCAGUGGGAUGGGGCGCCACGAUCAUGGUGGAUGCUGCUGAUCUGGUGGUGCAGGGCAAAGGGAAGUUUGAGGAGUUGAUGGUGUGCUCACAUGAAAUAGCUGCCAGCACUGCACAACUAGUGGCUGCCUCUAAGGUGAAAGCAGACAAAGACAGCGGCAACCUGCACCGUCUGCAGCAGGCCUCCCGCGGCGUCACGCAGGCCACCGCAGCUGUCGUGGCCUCCACCAAGUCUGGGAAGUCCCAAAUUGAAGAGACAGAUACGAUGGACUUCUCCAGCAUGACUCUCACACAGAUCAAACGACAAGAGAUGGAUGCACAGGUCCUGGUUCUGGAGCUGGAGACUCGACUGCAGAAGGAGCGAGAGCGUCUUGGCGAGCUGAGGAAGAAGCAUUACGAGCUGGCCGGGGUAGCAGAGGGCUGGGGCGCGGAAGAGGAGGGCACUGGUUGAGACCUCCCACCCCUCCCCAACCACCCCUCAUCCCCCUCCUCUACCAUAAGACCGGCUUCUGUCUGCCUCUUUCUAUUUAUACACACACUUUUCAGUCUCUUUCCCCCUUGUUUUCUUCUCUCUUUUUUUUUUGCUUGUUUGUUAUCUAAGCCAAAUGAAAAGGUGCUUCUUUUCUAAACCCGCUUCUCCACCUCUGUCCCAAAGCUUCCAUAAGGGACAGCACCAAGGGCUCAGCGAAGGGGGGUGUCGAAGGGAGGAAUAAAUGGAUGUAAGGAGCAGAGUGCAGGAGGAGGGAGGGGGCGGGGCCUACAGUGCAGCCUGAUGUCACAGCCUCAUGUCCCCCUCUGCCUCUCCCACAGGACUGUGUCUGUCAAAAGGAGUUGAUCCGUUCGGCCGAGUAUUUAUUGUCUUCUUCUUCUUCUUUUUUUUCUUCUUCCCACGGUUUUUAAUAACGAGGAGUCGCAGCAGAAACGCUAUGAGCACAAGGUCUAUUCAAGACAUCCCAGGAUGCACCGCACAAGGGCCAAACUCUCAGCAGAAAAAGCGGAGAUCAGUGACUGUUCGCCCCACCCCAGCCCCAACAUCAUGUCUCUGUGUAACAUACACGGCAUGCAUGCUCUCCCAUUAAAACAAGUGUUUUUGGUCCGUGUCGUGAGCUUAUAAAGCUGUGGGAGCCUGAGCUGCUCUUCAUCUGUCGGUGCAGUUUGACGCACUCUUCCUCCCUAGUUUCUUCUUAUUCUUUUCUCACUGUGAGUUAUCACCUUAUUAAGUCCAUACCGCUUCACUGGCUGGUUCACUGGACUUUCUGCCUUUCCCCUCCUCACCAUUGUAACGACCAUGACUGUUAACUUGACCUGCCCCCUCUUUUUGUUUUUUUGUUGUUUUUUCUUUUUCUUUUUUUUUUUUAUAUUGUAACAGACGCUUGCCUGGAAAUCUUAAAACUAGAACAAGGAAGUAGCACACAAAACAGUCUUCUCCCCGUGAGCGUUGAGACUGCCGUCUACCUCAUGCUACAUCGUCAGAGGUCAAAGGUAGCGGUGCAUCAUGGGGAGGUUGAGAAGUGUUGCUCAAACAUUAAUGACAUGGGGUUAUUUUUUGUUAUUUUCCCCUUUAAAUAUUAAAGUUAGUAAAGGAGGUUUAGUGAGAGGAAACCCUCUUUUUUAUGUAGAAAAAAGCCACAACACUGAGGUCUACUACUUCCUCUGUUCAGUAAAGUGUUCAUUUCUUCACAACAACAGCUCAUGUCUGGCAACAAACAAAGAGUUGUUAAAUAAAGUUGGAGACCCCCUCUUGGUGCAUAUUUUUAGGUGUGUCUUUCAGUGGUCAAGCAGCACUACUGCAAACCUGACAAAGAAGCAGCAGCAGCAGCUUUGGAGGUAGAGCUGGGAUCCAGUCACAUAAUGAACUGCUAACAGCGUUGUCUUCUGACAGACGGCAAGUAUCUGCUCCUCCUGGAGACGUAGUGACCCUGCCAGCAGGACGACCGUGCUCCCGGUGAGGAUGAUAAUCCUUUUAGGGUAUUGCAGGAGACAGGACUGCCCGCUUAGUCAGAUAAAUCUGCAGAAGAAGCAAAUGAAAAUCCUUAAAAGGUUUGACAUUUUUGAGUCAAAGUUGAAUGUGAGGUUUGAAGAGUUUGAGGCCAUCCCACUGCGCAAACCUUUUACUGAUGAAAUGUUAAAGAUUUACCUGCCUCUUCAAAUACCCUGCAGGACUGAUGGUUGACUGCAGUUUUAUAAAUCCUUCACUAAGGGCCUGCAUUGCCAGGACAACAGUGGACUCUGAAGUAUGCAGUACACAGACUGCAGUGUUUAAUAGCUUCCUCAAGACCAAGUAGCUGUGUAUAUAAACUACAAGCCUUUUAUUGUUGGAAAUAAUCUUUUGCUUUCUUUUAAUCUAAAAGCAUUCAGUGGCAUCAAUUUUUGCAUCUCUCCAAGUAAGGAUUCAGUUUAAUUGAAUGAGGGAUACAAAAUGGUGCACAUGAACGCCCCACAUAACUAAUAUAAGUCAUUAUUUCUUCCGUAAGAGGUUGUUAUUUAACAGAAUUUCCUGCUGAGACUCAUGAACUGACUUUCAACUUGUUUCCAGUGGACUCUUGUGAGAAGACUGACCAUGUUUCUGUGUAAAAACCACAACAUGAGCAGGCAUCUAUUUUGAACCUUAUUUCUUCUUUCUGUUCGAUGAUGGCAAUGAUGAUUCUCUUGGAGUUUGUCUCUCUCUGUGUCUUAACAUACUUAGUUUUGACGCUCCGCUUCAGCUGCGUAUCUCUAAACAGUUGUGACACUGGGUAUUUAACAGACGCUGGUCAAAUAGUAUUUGCCAAUAAUUCUUAAAAACAAACAAAAAAAGUUUUAAACCACUUGGAGCAGCAGAUGGUUGAAUCAUAAAAAGUGAAUUAUUAAAUAUACUUAUUAUUUUUCCUAUUCGACACCACCCAUCUGCUGCACCAACCAUGGCUAAAGCUAAGAGCAAGUAUUAUUUGUAGUACUGUUGGCUCCAGGUCUUUGUAUUUAAUAAUGAUUUUAGCUGUGUUCUGUCACUUUUCCCACACAUGGGCAAAACGUUAGCUGAUUUCAUUAGAAUAAUUGGAAUAUAAAACAAAAAACGUACCAUAAAAGAAGGAUACAUCCACUUUUUAUGGUAUUACAAGUGUCUUGAAAGAUGAACUGAAUGCACCUUGAGUGAUGUUUUGGUUGUAUUUUUUGCCCAAAUAUUCUUUAUUAACCUCCCUCUCUCUUUGUCUCCUCUCUCUCUCUCUCUCUCUCUCUCUCUCUCUCUCUCUCUCUCUCUCUCUCUCUCUCUCUCGGGUCUGUGUCUGUAGUCCUACCAGCUCAGCCAGCCUUUCAAACUGCCUCACACUGUAGUCAAAGAGAAACAAAUACUCACAUAGCAACAUUGAAAUAUGUCUUUGUAUGAUAUACUAAAACUUUGUUGGUGGGUUUGUUUUAUUUUUUCAGUUUUUAAAAUAAAUAUUUCAA